GAGGAAUCUUUGAUGAUGAGAAUUUCAACACUGGGUGAACAUGCACAUUGGUAGAACAGGAGAGGAACUUGUAGAGAUACAUCUGUAUGAAAACAAGACAACUGCAUUUCAUGUGGUUAUACAAUCUUCUGUUCCAUUCUCUAUUUAUUUGCGGAAAUACCAGCACUUGAGAUAGUACUACUUUCAAGAUGUUUGUUGGGCUGCAUCUUGCUAGGAAGAAGUGAUCCAAGGUAACCAUUUGCAUCAACUAGAUGUUGUCAAGUCAAGGUUUUGAUUAUGAUGCAUGCUUUCGAGACAGGCAAAAGAUUUCACAUUCCUCCUAGAACUUCAGCAUUUUAGGCGAGGUUCAAUUAGACAAACAAGACACAAAGCAUGGGUCAGUUAUGGACUUUGGCAACCUAUAUUCACUCUUUGGCGGGACCUGUGAUGAUGCUUGUGUACCCUUUAUAUGCAUCAAUUCAAGCAAUCGAGAGUCCUACAAAGGUUGACGAUGAACAAUGGUUGGCUUAUUGGAUUUUAUACUCAUUUCUUACACUCACGGAGAUGGUCUUAGAACCUGUCUUAAAUUGGAUCCCAAUAUGGUACGACAUAAAGCUAUUAUUGGUGGCUUGGCUGGUGCUUCCACAGUUGAGAGGGGCUGCUUUUAUAUAUGACAAAUUUGUCAGAGAAAAGUUGUUGAUGAAAUAUUUUGAUUCAGCAGCUUAUCCUGUCAAGGAUCACAGUUCUCCAAAGAGCAAGAAAAAGCUUAUGGACUUCAUGAAAUCUAAUACUAGUAAGAAAGGGGAGCAAGAUGAGUAGAAUUCAAGAAAACAAUGUCAAUCUUUUUUAAUAUCUUAAUUAAACCCUCUUUUUCUUUUCUUUCUUGUUCCUUUGUUAACCUUUUUUUUUUCUUUCAAUGUAAAACACAUGUAAAUGUAUUGGAAUUUCAAUGAAGAAACUGAUGUGAAACAUACUGAAGUAGCCUUUGUAUUGUUGAAUGGGUUCACUCUCA
Molecule: messenger RNA, 991 nt
Organism: Papaver somniferum (opium poppy)
Lineage: Eukaryota; Viridiplantae; Streptophyta; Magnoliopsida; Ranunculales; Papaveraceae
Product: HVA22-like protein e
Exons: 7
Coding region: 373-798 (141 amino acids)
Source: RefSeq, a predicted model, not a curated record